This is a messenger RNA of Aureobasidium melanogenum CBS 110374, 3720 nucleotides long. RefSeq lists its product as uncharacterized. The record is from RefSeq and is a predicted model, not a curated record. Gene Ontology annotation, molecular function: ATP binding; ATP-dependent chromatin remodeler activity. NCBI's taxonomy places the organism in Eukaryota, Fungi, Ascomycota, Dothideomycetes, Dothideales, Saccotheciaceae. The transcript has a single exon. Gene Ontology annotation, cellular component: nucleus. Gene Ontology annotation, biological process: transcription-coupled nucleotide-excision repair. The coding region runs from base 1 to 3720 and encodes 1239 amino acids.
AUGGAAGCCUCGGACGAUACCACUGAGCAAGUCGACCGCCCUUACGACGAUGACGCCGACGAAGCCACCCGCAUUGCCUCCCUGGCCGCCGGUAUUCGCGAUCAAGACGAUCUCGAACGAGACAUCGGCCGACAAGCCGACGCCCUCCUCAUCGAACAAGCAGACGAACGCGACAACAAACGUCUCGAACGUACAAAAGCCGAUAAAGCCCGUCUUGACGGCCAGGUCCACCGCUUAGAGAAGAAGUUGGCAGAAUUUGGCAAUCAGACAACCAAGAAUAGGUAUCGUGCUGAGAUUGCGAAUUACAAGACGCAGAUUGAAGGUCUUGAGACGGAUUUGGAACAGAUUCAGAAGAGAAUUGAUGACAGGAAAAAUGAGGCUGCCGCGGCGGGAGAUACGUUACUGGGAGAGGCAGGUAACCAGAAGUUGCCUGGCGAAAGUCAGAGGGAUUUCUUGAUCAGGACAGGAAAGAUCACGCCGUUUUCCAAGAUGGGCAGGCAAUUAUUGCGCACUUCGUCAAGUCUGGCUGAAGUCAUGUUUGAUGCUGAAGAGGAAGAAGACGAGGACGUGGUGGAUCAGGAAGUUCAAGCCGAUGCUCAACGAUCACAUCGUGAUCUGAGGAUGCCCGGGUUCGCCGAGGACGAGAAGAGUGAGCCCGAAGAGGAAGAUGAGUUCCCUGAGGAGAGGCCAGCCAAGAGACGAAGACUACAGUCAAAAGGCAAAGGCAAGGGAACUGCAGACGAGGAUGAAGACGUCGAGUUGGAAUCUGCUCCGGAAGAGGAAGAAGACGAAUAUAUACCUGACAUGAACGACAAGGAGCUCGCUGCUGUUGGGGAGUCUGAUGAUGAGGAAGAGCCAGAAGACGAAGAUGUCGAUGGUGACUUCUCUCUAGGCACAAGUGGAAUCGGCAAGCGCAAGAAAGGUUCAAAAAAGGUCACCAAGAAAGCACAACAAGCAGCCGAUGCCCAUGAAGACCUCGCCGGAAUCGACGACGGUAACGAGAAAGUGUAUCAAGCCAGAUUGCAGAGCUGGAUCAGACGACGAAGUGCUGCUCGUCGGAAACAUCUAGGUACAACCAAGUCUAAGGGUGAAGCCACGAAUGGCGAUACGGAGCAAGAUCAAGAUGAAGACCACCAGCAAGACCAGGAAGGUGAAGAAGAAUGGCACUUGCCACACCCGACGCAAACAGAUGCAGAGUUCGAGGGUGGCUACCGGAUACCUGGCGAUAUAUACCCAGCACUCUUUGACUAUCAGAAGACCGGUGUUCAAUGGCUCUGGGAGCUCUAUUCACAACAAGUUGGCGGUAUCAUCGGAGAUGAGAUGGGUCUUGGAAAAACUGUCCAGAUCAUUUCCUUCAUCGCUGGUCUGCACUAUUCUGAGAAAGUCACGAAACCCAUCCUCAUCGUAUGUCCUGCAACAGUCAUGAAGCAGUGGGUGAAUGAGUUUCAUCGUUGGUGGCCACCGCUACGAGUGUCCAUUCUUCAUACUUCUGGUAGUGGCAUGCUGGAUGUCAAGCGAGAAGACAAGCUGGAAGAUGAUUUGGACAACUUCGAUUAUGACGGCAACCCAAUCAGGCCUUCAAAGGGUAACAAAUCUGCCAAGCGCAUUGUGGAUAAGGUACAGAGAGAUGGUCAUGUUCUGGUGACUACAUACUCUGGUUUGCAGACCUACGCUGAGCAUCUCAUUCCUAUGGAGUGGGAGUACUGCGUCCUGGACGAAGGCCACAAGAUCAGAAAUCCCAACACGGCAAUCACGAUUUACAGCAAGGAGAUUCGCACACACAACCGAAUCAUCCUCUCUGGUACACCCAUGCAGAACAACUUGACUGAACUCUGGUCUCUCUUCGACUUUGUGUUCCCUAUGAGACUCGGCACUCUGGUCAGCUUCAAGCAACAAUUUGAGACUCCGAUCAAGCAGGGUGGUUAUGCCAAUGCUUCCAAUCUGCAAGUCGAGACUGCCAUGAAGUGCGCAGAAACUCUGAAGGACACAAUCAGUCCAUACCUUCUGCAACGUUUCAAGGUCGAUGUGGCAUCUGAUCUACCCAAGAAGAGCGAGCGAGUCUUGUUCUGCAAGUUGACCAAACCUCAACGUGACGCGUACGAGUACUUCUUGAAUUCUGGUGACAUGACGGCUAUCUUGGCUGGCAAGAGGCAAGCACUUUUCGGCAUUGAUAUUCUGCGCAAGAUUUGCAAUCAUCCCGAUUUGACUGAGCACAAGACCUUGUCCGUCAAAUCAGACUAUAACUAUGGUAAUGCCAACAAGUCUGGAAAGAUGCAAGUCGUGAAAGCUCUGCUUGAGAUCUGGAAGAAGAAUGGACACAAGACAUUGCUGUUUGCUCAGCAUCGUAUUAUGCUCGAUAUUCUUGAAAGAUUCGUCAGCGAGAUGGGCGGCAUCAACUACCUUCGCAUGGAUGGCAACACAUCUAUCAAAGACAGACAGACACUGGUUGACAAGUUCAACAAGAAUCCUGACUUGCAUGUCUUCCUCCUCACCACUAAAGUAGGAGGUCUAGGCGUAAACCUGACUGGUGCAAAUCGAGUCAUCAUCUACGAUCCUGAUUGGAACCCGUCAACCGAUGUUCAAGCUCGAGAACGAGCUUGGCGACUAGGUCAAAAAAAGGAAGUCGAAAUCUAUCGCUUGAUGACUGCCGGCACUAUUGAAGAAAAGAUUUACCACAGACAAAUCUUCAAGCAGUUCUUGACCAACAAAAUCUUGAGAGAUCCGAAGCAGCGACAGACGUUCCAAUUGAGAGAUCUACACGAUCUGUUUACUCUAGGCGAGGCAAGUGCAGAUGGUCAAACUGAAACAGGCAGUAUCUUCAAAGGUACGGAGGUCCAACUAUCUGGCCCUCAGGCGGAUAACUCGGACACCAAUGCUCAGAAACAAGAACAAGCCUCAGCAACCACUGCAGCCGAGAAAGCCGCAAGGGAAAAAGAAAUGCAAGACAUUGUUGGCAUUUCGCACACCGAAGACUUCCAAGGCGAAGAAGAGAAACCAGCAUCUGCAGAAGCCAACAACGACGGAGCCGAGAACGGAAACAGCACAAGAGACGAACGCAUGCUCGGUGCCAUCUUCGCCCGCUCAGGCGUCACCUCUGCCCUCUCUCACGACGACAUUAUAUCUGGCAACUCCGGCUCUUCGAGGAAAGUAACCGCGGACCCUGAGAUUAUUGCCAAAGAAGCAAAACGCGUCGCCGCCCUUGCAGCAGCCGAACUCAAGAAAGCAGGAGAGAUUGCGAGAAACCUUCCUGCUGGCAGUGUAAGUUGGACAGGCCAAUUUGGCACAGCAGGUCGUCCUGAAACUCCCUCUCGAAGGGGUGGACUUGCUGCGUCAAGAGGAAGAGGCGGUAUGAGUAGAGGAGGUCCGUCUAGUACUUCUAUUCUCAGUCAUCUUUCUGCACGUCAAGGAAUCACUCCUUCUCGUGUCUCUACUCCUUCCACCUCGACAUCGCGAGCAGGCACUCCUUCAGCUCAACCGCAACCCAAAGGCAGAGAGUUCCUUGCACUGAUCAGAGAUUAUCUCUUAGCGCAUGGAGGUAAAGUGUAUACCCAGAACUUGAUUGAUCAUUUCAAUCGGUUCUGUGGUACUGCGCAGAGGACGGCUGAGUUCAAGGAGAUGUUGAAGGUUAUUGCCGUGUUGGAGAAGGGGUCGAGGGGUAGAGGCAAGUGGGUGCUUAGGGAUGAGUAUAAGAAGGGUGUCGAGGGCUCAAACGGCAAAUAA